This is a messenger RNA of Heterocephalus glaber (naked mole-rat), 888 nucleotides long. Its product is annotated as sulfotransferase 1 family member D1. Lineage: Eukaryota; Metazoa; Chordata; Mammalia; Rodentia; Bathyergidae. The record is from RefSeq and is a predicted model, not a curated record. Gene Ontology annotation, molecular function: sulfotransferase activity.
AUGGAAAACAAGCUGGAUGUGUUCAGGAGAGAGUUAGUGGAUGUGCAGGGUGUCCCCCUCUUCUGGAGCAUUGCUGAGAAGUGGGCUCAGGUGCAGUCGUUUGAGGCCUGGCCCGAUGACCUGCUGAUCUCCACCUACCCCAAGUCUGGAACAACUUGGAUCAGUGAAAUACUGGACUUGAUCUAUAACAAUGGAGAUGCAGAGAAAUGUCACCGGGAUGCAAUAUACAAGCGUGUGCCCUUCAUGGAGCUUAUCAUUCCUGGAUUUUCAAAUGGUCUUGAACAAUUGAAAAACAUGCCAUCUCCUCGAUUAGUGAAAACACACUUACCUGUUCAACUUCUCCCUUCUUCAUUUUGGAAAUAUGACUGCAAGAUGAUCUAUGUGGCAAGGAAUGCCAAAGACGUGGCUGUAUCUUACUACUAUUUCCACCAGAUGGCAAAAAUGCAUCCAGAGCCUGGCACCUGGGAAGAAUUCCUAGAUAAAUUUAUGGCCGGGAAGGUGAGUUUUGGUUCCUGGUAUGACCAUGUGAAGGGCUGGUGGGAGAAAAGGAAAGAUUAUCGUAUCCUUUACCUGUUUUAUGAAGACAUGAAAGAGGAUCUCAGAAGUGAAAUUCAAAAGUUAUUAAAGUUUCUAGAGAAAGACAUGCCAGAAGAAACUGUGAAUAAAAUCCUCUAUCACAGUUCUUUUAAUGUAAUGAAGCAAAAUCCUAAUGCAAAUUAUACUACUUUGACAAAAGAAGAAAUGGACCACUCGGUGUCUCCUUUCAUGAGAAAGGGUAUUUCAGGAGACUGGAAGAAUCAGUUCACUGUAGCUCAGUAUGAGAGAUUUGAAGAAGACUAUGAAGAGAAAAUGAAAAAUUCCUCACUGAAGUUUCGAUCAGAAAUCUGA